UUAAUCCCUUCAACGGUAGUUAAUAGUAAUACUCUAUCUAUAUUACUGUUUUAGUUAAGAGGUGUUUAAAGUCAAGUAACAAAUCUCCUUGUGUUUAAUUUCUUAGUCGUUGAGAGACAAUUCUAACCGAGAUUAAUUUUCAGUUCUUCACUUUUAUGCCACAAUUGCUUUAGUAGGAGUUUUUUGUAAUAUCUAUCAGUCAUUCAUGGUACUUCUACAUUUUAUAAGUAAACUGAAUGUCAAUGCUUCGUUUCACUGCAUAACAGCAGUUCGUAAAAUAUGAAUAUUGAAUGUAUUAAUCGAAUGAAGAAUGUGAAAUAAAUAAAAUGAUAACAACACACAAGUGAAUUCAUUGUGUUUAUUUAUUUAAAUACAAACAUUGGUAUAAGAAGGCAUCCAAUAGAUAUGCGCCACAUAAAUCAUUCGAUUUGCAUGAGGGCUGGGAUAUUGCAUGUGGUUUUCUUUGGAGGUCACUCUACGAGCCUUUAACCUAAAGGUUUAAUCCAAAAGGCAGUGGAGCAACGUCAAGAGAUGCAGCCCCAUGGUAGCCAGUUCAUAUGUCAUUUGUCCCAUCAGGAUCCUGGAGCCUAUGUGCAUCAUUUGUUUGUAAUCAUGGUUUCUCAACUCUCAUAGGUGGAUCCUCCAUAUCCACUGACCUCGGUCAAAUUGCCGGACAUUCGUUUUUCAUCUUUUCAAUUUCGUAAACAACACUCCACUGGCGAAGAGUCAGUGAGUAGAACUUACCUGGUAGUGGUUGUAUGCACGUGGCCAUCUGACAGCAUUUCGAGACACACACACACACACACAGAGCUGACUCUCCCCACUCUCGGCCAUACCAUGACAUUUGGAGACAAUUUAUUGUGUUAUUAAUCACACAUUUUGAAGUUCAUUAAUAUUCUCUUCAAUAGUUUUCAUAUUUAAUCUUUCAACUUGUGACUCAAAUAUUCUCUUUUAAUACUCUAUUCUAAUUGAACUGAUAAUUUUAAAUGAAAAUUUUAAUUUAUAGAUGAUUUGGUACAAUCCUAUGAAUAUAUCUCAUAAGUUUUCAAAACUAUUUAAAACACUUGGAAACUUAUCCUAUCGUCAAGUUAACACAUUAUCAGAUGAUAUAAAUCAGGUAGUUCUGUUUGGUAAAGUGAGUUUUUUACAUUUUGGUGAAAGCGUUAAUGGUAAAAAUGCCUAUGCAUCUAUUGGAUUAGUAACGAGAAAUAAUUAUAUGACUGAUAAUGGAUAUUCAUCUACCUUAGCUUUUCAUACUGUAUUUGUCUUUAAUCAAUCAUUUGUGGAUAAAGUGAAACAUUUAACUAAAGGUGAUCGAUUAUGUAUUAUUGGUCGAUUGAAUUCUUAUUCUAAUCCUAAUGGUUAUUGGCGUUCUAGUGUUACAGCUGAAAUAGUAAGUCCAGUUAUUGGAUUAUCAACCAUUAAUACCAAUGAUCAUGUUAUACAAUCUGAAAAUGUUGAAGAAGAUGAACAGAUUUUAACAGAUGAAAUGAAUGAUAACUAUGAUAUUGAGAAAUAA
Molecule: messenger RNA, 1519 nt
Organism: Schistosoma spindalis
Lineage: Eukaryota; Metazoa; Platyhelminthes; Trematoda; Strigeidida; Schistosomatidae
Source: the annotation of a GenBank genome assembly